Molecule: messenger RNA, 1437 nt
Organism: Phaethon lepturus (White-tailed tropicbird)
Lineage: Eukaryota; Metazoa; Chordata; Aves; Phaethontiformes; Phaethontidae
Product: ankyrin repeat domain-containing protein 24-like
Molecular function (GO): actin binding
Source: RefSeq, a predicted model, not a curated record
AUGAAGAGCCUGAAGGCCAAGUUCAAGAAGGCAGACAGCCAGGACUGGACCAAGAACGAUGAGAAGCUCCUGCAAGCUGUGGACUACAAUGAUGCCGGGAGGGUGACAUCUCUCCUUGUCCGCAAGGGCCUGGUCCCAACCAAGCUGGACUCAGAGGGCAAAUCCGCGUUCCACCUGGCCGCCAUGCGGGGGAACGUGGACUGCCUUGAAGCCAUGCUGGCUCACGGUGUGGAUGCCAUGACCAAGGAUAGCUCAGGUUACACUGCCCUACACCUGGCGUCCAAGCAUGGCCACCCACAGUGCGUCAGCAAACUGCUGCAGGCCUCCUGCCCCGUGGAUGUGGCCGACGGCAGUGGCCGAACAGCACUGCACCACGCAGCGGUCAGCGGCUGCAUCUCGUGCUCGGAGAUCCUCUGUGAUUUCAAGGCUCCCUUGAACAUCAAGGACAAGGAUGGCUCCACACCGCUGAUCCUUGCUGCCAAGAUGAGCCACUCAGAGCUGUGCCGGUACCUGCUCCACCGCGGCGCAGCGAUCAACAGCCGGGACCUGCAGGGGAGGACAGCCUUGAUGCUGGCCUGUGAGAAUGGCAGCGUCGAGACAGUGGAAGUUCUCGUCAACGCUGGUGCCAGGGUGGCCGUGGUGGACUCCACAGGCCACAACGCCGCACAUUACAGCCUGGCCACAGGCAACGCUCUCAUCCAGCACUUCCUGCAAGAGGCUGCUCAGCGCCGGUCCUGGGCCAGUGAAGAGGAGUCAACUGAGCAGACGUCCCAGACAUCUUCACCCAGCCAGUCAUCCGCCAGGGAGAAGAACAGCACCCCAAGGAAGAGGAAAGCCCCUCUCCCUCCCCUGGGCAUCCCCAGCCAGGAAGACCGAGAUGCCUAUGAGGAGAUUGUACGGCUGCGGCAGGAGCGGGCCCAGUUCUUGCAGAAGAUCCGGGGCUUGGAGCAGCAGGAGAAGCAGAGACGGGAGCGGGCAGAGAUGGACGAGGGUUCCCUGCGCUUCAUGGAGAAGCAGAUCCAGGAGCUGGAGGAGCAGCUGGUGGCACGGGAUGGUGAGAGGAGCCGCUGGUCCUCACUGGAGAAUGAGAGGGAGAACACGAGCUAUGACAUUGAGACACUGCAGGAUGAGGAGGGAGAGCCGCUUGAGUUCCCAGGUAGGGCUCUGCCUGCCUGCCAAGGCCCCUGUGGGGCUGAGCAGCCCACGGGGAGGAGGCACCCCACAGCAGGGAGUGGGGGCGUGGGCAGAAUGGUACCAAAGUCCUCGCACCCCGCAGGGGCAGACCUGCUGCUCUCCAAGAAGACGCUAAGCCCCUCGGCCGAGGAGCUGCUGGCCACGCUGCAGGGGCAGGUGCAGUCCCUCACUGUGCAGAACAAGGAGCUGAGGGAGAAAAUACAGGUGCUGGAGAACUAUGAGAGGGAUGAGAGCAACCCGCCU